Messenger RNA from Cygnus olor (mute swan), 5116 nucleotides. It is a transcript of the gene ENOX2, whose product is annotated as ecto-NOX disulfide-thiol exchanger 2. Bases 1919 to 3889 code for a protein of 656 amino acids. Lineage: Eukaryota; Metazoa; Chordata; Aves; Anseriformes; Anatidae. Gene Ontology annotation, molecular function: protein-disulfide reductase activity; RNA binding. Gene Ontology annotation, cellular component: external side of plasma membrane; plasma membrane. The record is from RefSeq and is a predicted model, not a curated record. The transcript is spliced from 15 exons. Gene Ontology annotation, biological process: ultradian rhythm.
GAGUAGGCUUGGGGUGGGGAAGAUCUCUUAUCUCUUGAUAAAAAGGUAAUCUCUCUUAUAUCUCUUAUCUCUUGAUAAGAGAGGUAAAUUUUACAGUCGCUCUUUUUAUUUUCUGACUACUUCUUUACUGUGCACGGCCUCUCUAUUUUUAACCUGCUGCAUUCGUGAUUUGUUUUCCUGAAGCCUUAUGACCUCCGUGAUAUUUUGACUUCGGAGUAUUUAAGAAACAGCAUUGUAGGCAUCUUGCAUAGUUGUGCGUGACUAUUGUUGGUUGUUGCCAGCUGAACAGUGCUUGUUUUCUUGGCUGCUUCUUGCAUUCUCACCUUUCAGUAGAUAAGAGAAGAGCCCCCUUAGACUCUCUGUAUCCACUCUCUUGUCUAUUUACAGGCAUACACAGCAACUGUAUUUAUUAGCAAGUUCUUGGAAGUGGAAUCCUCUAGAAUAGAAAUCACGGCGCUGCCCCCAGCUUGCAGUGUGUCUAGGGAAAGGUUCGGUAUAAAUGAAGCUGUUGCCAUGUUUCAGCCUAUCAGUGCAUUGAGGCAGCAUAAUCGGCAUCUUUGAUACUCCUGUAGUUUUGCUGGUUUCUCCCAGGAACAUAUGGCUUAGCAGAAAUGCAGCUAUUUUUAUCACUUCGUGUUAGUCCAGAUUUUUUUUCGCAUUGGCUUUGUGUUCACAGUGAGUUUGCUGAGAUAAAGAUAAAUAAAACUGAAUAUUUUAGUGUCCGUUCAGUCUUGCAUCCCUGCAAGUGCUAGGUACAACAGAAGGUGGAACAGUGAACUCAGAGCUCAGUUAAGGGCAGUAUACCUCUCUAAAACUUGCUGUGAUUGUUUACAAAGUACUUUUUUCUUAUUACUUUUUUUUUUUUUUUUUUUUUGAGAAAAAGGCCAUGGUAAAGAGGCAGGAAUGGUUAGGGACACAUUCUUUAGGCACAUAAAGGGCACAUAGUUGGCCAUCACCUCAAUUUGUCCAUAACAGAUCUGUGGAGAGUGAUUAUUGAAGCUCAAAAUUACUCUGGAAUGGUUGUAAUGCCUUGAACUAGGAAACACACUGAAGAAAUCUUGCUUUGCAGCUUCCAAUCACCUUUGGUUCAAAUAUGCGUAAUUAGCUUUUCUUCAUGUAUAUGGUGGCUGGAUGUGGUUUGUCUUUUUGUUCUGUUUCCUGAUAUCCCCUAAAGGGCUGUAGACGUUGCUGAGUUGACUAGGUAUCCGUCCAUACUGGGAGGGUAGACAUCUUAGAAGUACACAAAUAACUGCAUGAAUGUUGGUGUCCUGUCUUGAAUUGGAUGCUGUCCCAGCGGCUGUGCUAUCCUCUGGAUCGGGUGUUUGCAUGCUCAGGGUGUGCAGGUGGAAGUUUGAGUGGGCAGAGAAACUAAAGCCUAGUGAUGGAAUGAGUUUAAGGGUUGCUUCUGUGGGGUGGAAGGGGAAGGAGUAUUUUUUUUUUUAUUAUUUUUUUAAAGUCACUUCUGUUGAGACUUGACUCUUUUUCAGGCCUCUGAGUAGCCUUUGAGAUCUUUACUUGAGUAACUCCAGGGCAAUUUCUGAGACACCAAAACCACCCCCGAAACCAAACCAACCAACCAAACCCCCCACCUUCUCCUUGGAGCAGCUUCAGAAAAGGUAGUUACAACUUUGGUCAGAAAGGUAGAGGGAUGUUGGGAGUUAAACUCUGAAGAAGAAGCAGUCUGAGGACUACAGUCAUCAGGUUGUAGGAGUCUGCCAGGACCUUAUGCUGUCGGCAUUGCUAUUGAAUGUCCUUCCAUUGCUACUUUAUCAGUUUUCUACCUGUUGCAGAGAGCCCUCUGUAUGUGCAGCCUGAUCUGAAGUAGCUGGUUGCCUCUUCGGGCUGUGUGAGCACAGGUGGCGGACUUCAGCUGCGAAGCGCUUGGACACCUGUGGUGGAGGCUGGGGGCUUAAACCAUAUGUCCUUUGAUCCUGCCAGCAACAGCAAAUCUCUGCAGUUCAGCAGCACAAGUGGUGCACGGGUGUUGGAAAGCCCAACUGAGAAUGGAAAUGAUCCGGGCAAGAAGAGGAAGAGAACAAACGUUCCUCCAGAUAGUGGCAGAAAUCUAAGCCUAGACUCCAUUCCAAUGGGUUUGCCAAUGUCAGACCCAACUGCCUGGGCCACUGCGAUGAACAAUCUAGGGAUGGCUCCCAUGGGAAUGACAGGACAGCCCCUCCUGCCUGAUUUUGAUCCUGCUCUUGGGAUGAUGACUGGAAUCCCUCCAAUCAACCCCAUGAUGCCAGGCUUGGGGAUAGUCCCUCCUCCCAUUCCUCCAGAUAUGCCUGCUGUGAAGGAGAUCAUUCACUGCAAAAGCUGCACUCUCUUCCCACCUAACCCACAUCUGCCCCCUCCAGCAACAAGAGAGAGGCCCCCAGGCUGUAAGACUGUGUUUGUUGGAGGACUGCCAGAAAACGGGACUGAGCAGAUCAUUAUGGAAGUGUUUGAACAGUGUGGAGAAGUCAUAGCUAUUCGGAAGAGUAAGAAGAAUUUCUGUCAUAUCCGCUUUGCUGAGGAAUUCAUGGUGGACAAGGCACUUUAUCUUUCUGGCUAUCGCAUCAGGCUGGGCUCCAGCACUGACAAGAAGGACACUGGGCGCCUGCAUGUGGAUUUUGCACAGGCUCGGGAUGAUCUGUAUGAGUGGGAAUGUAAGCAGCGGAUGCUGGCAAGAGAGGAGCGCCAUCGUAGGAGGCUGGAAGAGGAACGCUUCCGUCCACCCUCCCCACCUCCUGUUGUCCACUACUCUGACCACGAGUGCAGCAUCAUUGCUGAGAAACUAAAAGAUGACACAAAGUUCUCAGAAGCUGUACAGACCUUGCUAACCUGGAUAGAGCGUGGAGAAGUGAACAGAAGGACUGCGAACAACUUCUACUCUAUGAUUCAGUCGGCCAACAGCCACAUUCGCAGACUGGUAAAUGAGAAGGCAGCUCACGAGAAGGAGAUGGAAGAAGCUAAAGAGAAAUUCAAACUUGCUCUCUCAGGGAUUCUGGUUCAGUUCGAGCAGAUAGUGGCCGUGUACCAUUCUGCCUCCAAACAAAAGGCUUGGGACCAUUUCACGAAAGCUCAGCGUAAGAACAUCAGCGUGUGGUGCAAACAAGCAGAGGAAAUUCGUAACAUUCAUAAUGAUGAACUAAUGGGUAUUCGAAGAGAGGAGGAAAUGGAAAUGUCUGAUGAAGAAAUAGAAGAUCCAUCAGAGAUGAAAGAAACAGAAGAAUCAGCACUGGUGUCACAGGUGGAAGCCCUAAAAGAAGAAAAUGACAGUCUGCGCUGGCAGCUGGAUGCCUACCGGAAUGAGGUGGAACUGCUAAAGCAGGAGCAUGGCAAAGCAAGCAGGGAUGAAGACACAACCAAAGAACAGCAGCUGAAACUUCUCCAGCAGGCUCUGCAGGGAAUGCAGCAGCAUCUUUUGAAAGUACAAGAUGAAUACAAAAAGAGAGAAGCUGAACUAGAAAAAGUGAGAGAAGACAAACUAAAGAUAGAAACAUUGCUAGAAACCCUUAAGGAGCAGCAAAGCAUAGCUGAUGAAGAGGACAAGGAGAGAGAUGCUAUUGAUGGCCAAGGGAAUGAGAGCAGUAUGUCCAGAGUUUGUGCAUGCAGUCAGGAGAAGGAAGGUCCAGUUGAGAAGACACUGAACAAUAGUCCUGUGAAAUCUGAACGAGAAGCUCUGUUAGUUGGAAUAAUUUCAACAUUUCUUCAUGUGCACCCAUUUGGAGCAAGCAUAGAGUACAUCUGUUCCUACCUGCAGCGCCUGGACAGCAAAAUUUGCACCACCGAAGUGGAGGUUCUCAUGACCAGACUUCAAACUACGUUCAAACAGGAGCUGAGUGGGGUUGGGGCCAGUUUAGAGAAAAAAUGGAAGUUUUGUGGUUUUGAUGGGUUGAAAAUGACUUGAGCUUCAGUUGAACUGACUUAACACUGAAAACAACAGCAGGAUGUGUGUGUCAAGAAAACUUAGGAUGCCUCUUACCUCUGUUUAUGACGAUUAUCUUGCACGCAUGGGAUAAUAUGUAAGUGAAAUUUUAAGUCCAGAGUAGCUCCAGAAGAAACCUGAAGUGCUGGAGCUUCUUUGAUCAGUUAUUUUGUUAAGAAGCAAAGUGCUGUUUGAUACACUUUGUGUACAAAGUUCGUCUGAUAUUUUUAAGCCCAUUGUGUUGACCAUAUGUUUUGCCAAUGUUGUAUGUGUUUUGUGUGCCUAAAUCUCUCAUCCUGUACCUUCUUUUUACUGGUAGGAACAGCCAUAGACUGUCCACUGAAGCACCAACAAAAAAUAAUUUUCUGGUUUCCAGAACCACCCAGAGGGAAAAAAUGACAUUUUUUUAGACAUUUAUAUGACAAAAAAAAUGAGGUAUGUUUAAACAGAAGAUGACUUGGUUCAGAGUCUCUAUGAGCCUAACAGUCAGAUCUUUUUCAUGCUCUUUUCUCUACUGAAGAUUUAACUGUUAAGCUAAUUUGAAGGCAGUGUCACUAGGAGUGCGAUUGUGGUGGUUUCUCUGAGGGUUUGUGCAUUGCAGAACCAGUCUGCGAAUAAUUUUCAAUGUAGGAGGUGUAUUUAAUUUUCUACUGAUCUGGGUAGAACAAAGGGCCUAUGUCAGACCUGUAUUUUUCUAACAGCUUACCAUCAAAUUUCUCCAUCCAGUUCAUUUUUGAGAUUGAGCUUCAGAAAGUGCUAUAAAACAGCACAGACUUCUCUCCUCCUGAAUCUUCCCCAAGGCUGUACCUUAUAUUCUCAGUAAACAUCAGGCUCCCCAGCCCUCUACAGAAGGUUGGUAAGAUAUAGGGUAAAAUGCUUUAAAAAAAAGAAUCUAAAACCAACCAAACAAACCAUAUUCUGUCAUCAGAGAGAGCUCUGGCAGUGGAUGCCUCCUGGAGCUUUAGAACCUAGUGAGAGAUCUGUAUGUAGCUCAUUUUGGCACAGGCAGCAGAAAUGGAUGGAACAAACCUUUCUGUUGGAACCAGGCUUCCCAUGGGUGUUGGGGGGGAACUACCUGCUCACUUUUGUUCCUGACACUGAAGGACUGCUACACUGGAAGCAUAUGAAAACCCUUUUUAAUAAUUCUGAAUAUUUCUGUCACUACAGGUAAACAUUGUAUUUUUAAGGAAUAAACAUUUUUAAUGUUCA